GGCGCCGAGGUGAUCAAGCUGAAGAAGGAGCGCUCGGCCUGCUACUUGGAGUUCGACGAGCUGCUGAAGGACGGCCAGAACGCCGAGCAGAGCAAGGUCAUGGCUGCGCUCCGCCCGCAGGAGUUAGAGGGCUCCGUGGGGAUCUUGGCUGCAGCCCGCAAGACGCUGGCACCCACGACUGCGCCAACGAGCUCGUCUGGGGCUCUGCCUCGAGCGCUUGGACCAGACCCCUCAGAGAAUGUCACCCUGAAAGCGAAGGAGCUCACGAGACCAGGACAGCCGACGGCGCAGGAGAGGCGUGCCCAUGCAGCACACCACCUGCCCUUCAGGCCCUGGUGCCCCGAGUGCGUGAUGGGGCGAGGCCGUGAGCGACCUCAUCCGAAGCAGCAGGACAGCCCUGAGCUCGACGCGGACCAGGUGCCGAUCGUGGAGAUGGACUUCUUCUUCGCAGCUACUGACGACAUCGCCAAGAAGUACCCGAUGCUCCACGGCUUCGUUGUGAAGCUCGUCGAGGCCAAGCGCAUCCCCAGGGACGAGAGACGCACGAUGAUCCCUGUGCUGAACAUCGUAGACGGGAGGUCGAAUGCUAUGGGCACACUGAUGACGAACAAGACGGUUGGGCAAUAUAAGACUCUGUACGUGGCAAAGCUGAUCGACUCGUGGGGUCACACCACAGUUGUUCUACUGACUGAUGGCGAACCCGCUAUCGUGGCCAUAGCCGAAGAUGUCAAGAAGCAUCGGAGCCAUGGCACCAUCGUUCGUAAAGCCGCAGCGCAUUCUCAUCAAAGUAUGGGGCGCGUGGAAGGCGCCAACUCUCUGGCAGCGGGCCUCUUGAGGACCUUCAGGUUCGCGCUGGAGAAGCGGUUGGAAGUCACGAUCGACGCCGACCACCCGAUCCUACCCUUCGUGACGAACGCGAUCGGCUGGUAUAUCACACGAUUCCAGCCGCGGGAGCACGGAGGGUCCUCCUACAAGUUUCUCUUUGGCAAGGAGUACGAUGGAGAAGUCGCCGAGAUCGGCGAGCAGGUUUGGUAUCGGAUCGCUGGGCGGGUAGCCAGCGGUCAGGGCAAGUUCGAGGCCCGCUUUGCCAAAGGCGUGUGGGCAGGCAAGUCGGAGUUUGACGACCAGCACCUAGUCGUGGACUUGCAGCGCGGGCUCCUCAAGGUGCGCACGGUGCGUCGCAUGCCCGAGGAGUUCCGCUGGUCCGAGGACCUGCUGAGGCAGAUCAGCGUGACGCCCUGGGACCCCGCGCCAGCUAGGGCCAAGGAGAUUGCGAGGCCCAAGGGCCUCUACAUCACAGAGAGGAUGAUUGACAGACAUGGACCGACUUCAGAAUGCCUCAAAUGUUCCACGGGGCGAGGACAGCACUCCGACGCUUGCAGGCAGAGGUUCGAGCACAUCGUCCAGGAGGAGCUCGAGCGGAGGCUCAAGACUGAGGGAGCCUCGCCAGCGACACCAGCGCCGCCUGGCGUGGAGCCUGGCUCGCCCGUGCCCGAGAGUGCGCCUGGUCCUAGUCAGCGCUCGCACCCUGAGGACCGAGCGCCGGGCACACCGAGGCCAGGAGCGCAGGUGCAGGAGGCCACGGCGGACCAACCCCCCAGGAGCUCUGUCGGGAACAUCCCCGACACGCCGAUGGACACCAAGGAGGACACGACUCGCAAGCAUCAGGUCGAGGCUGCAGGAUCCGAGGGCCAGGGCGGCAAGCGCCAGAGGAUCGAGCUUCUUGCGGGCAUGUCGGUGUGUGAGCUCGCGGUCUGCGAGGCGGGCGACUCCGAGGAGUACGACCCCGUCUGGGACCCGAUCCCCACGGCCGAGAGCCGAUGUGACGGCAGAUGCCCAUCACAUGGAGGACGGUGUGCACUUCGAGCUGACCACCGUGGAGGCUGCGCCUGUCGGCUGUGCCUGAUCCAUGCUGCGCGUGCCGUGGAGGCCCCGAGCGCAGUGGUGGCAGGCCUGUACAGCAUGUGGGCGGGCGGUCUGGAUGACGAGGUUGAGAGCCCGCAGAUGGUCCACUACGACUACUACUCAGGCGAGCCGUUGGACGAGGACCUCUACCAGGAGGGCAGGCGCGACGAGCUGGAGGCGAUGAUUGAGUACGGUGUCUACACGGAGAUCCCCAUCUCUCAGUGCCAGCCAGGGGGGAAGCACGUCAGGGGCUUUCCGAUCGCCCACAUGAAGGGCGACAAGGUGCGCUGGAGGUUCGUCGCGACCGAGGUGAACGACAAGCACCGCGAGGACAACCACCAGGGCACGCCGCCGCUGAUGGUCAUCAGGCUGAUCAUUUCCCUCGCAGCAUCCAAGUCUGAUGCUGACGGCGUGCACCGUCGUCUGCUGCGUGUCUGGGAUGUCCGCAAGGCGUUCUUCAAUGCAGACUUGGACGAGCUGGUCUACGUGCAUCCAGGAUGGGAGCUGUGUCCAAAAGGCUUCUGCUGGGUUUUGCACAAGGCGAUGAACGGGACGAGGAAGGCCUCGCAGCUCUGGGGCGAGACGAGCAAGGCAGCGAUCGAUGACGCAGGAGGCAAACCGCUGAAGGGCACAGCUGGGACCUACUACUUCGAGAACUUAGUGGGUGACGGCAUGGACGCCACGAUGUGCUGCCACGGUGAUGACUUCUUGGCGGAGGGCCACCGCGACACCCUCGACGCCAUCGGCAACUUCUUGGAGGCGAACUUCGAGGUCACCGAGUCCGAGAGCAUAGGCCCAGGUUACCUUGGAGAGCUGAACUACUUGAAGCGCAUAGUGGGCUACACGAGUGAGUUGCCCGAGACCAGGAUGCCAGGCUUCUACUGGAGUGCUGAUCCGAAGCGCGUGGAGGAGCUCAUCCGCUGGGGCCACAAGUCGGGCUCCAAGGCUGCGCCUACCCCUGGAACAAAGGCUACGGGGGCAGGCAUGAGGAAUGCCCUGGACCCACUGCCCGUGGCCGAGGCCAAGUCGACCUCUUCAGCGGCAGGACUGAGCCUGUAUGUCUCGAGUGACAGGCCUGAUGCUAUGUUCAGCUCCAAGACGAUUAUGCAGCACGUCAGCAAGCCAAACGUCCUUAUGAACGCACGUCUGCACCGGCUGUGCAGAUACUACGAGGGCGCACCGAGGCUGCUGUGGUGCUAUGAGCUCCAGGACUUACCAGAGGUUCUCCGAGUGGACGCGGAUGCCGACUGGGCGUCUACGACUAGCCUCUUCAGGACUUCGACCUCUGGAGGAGUUGUUCGUUUCGGAGGCCACACGGUCGAGGCGUUCGCAGUCAGCCAGGCUACUCAAGCGUUGUCGUCAGGAGAGUCGGAGUUCUACGCCAUCGGGAGUGGAGCUGCAAGAGGUUUGCAGGCGAAGCACUUCCUUGGAGAGGUGGGCGUCACAGUGCGCCUUGUCGUGGCCAGCGACAGUGCUGCAGGCAGAGGGAUCUGCCAGCGCCACGGUGUGGGCAAGGUGCGCCACCUCGAGUUACGGUAUCUCUGGCUACAGGACCGUGUACGGUUGCGACAGCUGGAGUUGAUCAAAGAAGCGACCACGGAGAUGGUUGCGGACAUCCUCACGAAGUAUGUGGAAGCAGAGACCCUGUUUAAGCACAUGGCGACCAUGAACCUGCGGCUCGUGCCGCUCGGAGCAGUAGUGGUGAGCGCGCUGCUACCGACGGUGCGCGGCCAGGAGACGGAGGAGGGCGCCAAAGGCGCGCCCUGGCUACUGAUUGUGAUGGCUUUGAGCUUAGCGUUGCUGUCUUUUCUAGUAGGCUGUUGUGCUGGAGCCAGAGUGGGCUCCACUGCGGUUUGCUACGAGUGUCCCGAGACGCUGAGUGAUGACAGCGCAGCUCCUGAGCAGACCGCAAGCGACGGAGAUGCGAGAGUGCAGCUAGUUCUUUCAAGGCUGACAGUGCCUGACCUACGAGCCAUUGCUCGUGCGAACAAGAUCGGCCUUGGGGUGGGCUAUGUAAGGAAGCAGCGCCUGAUCGAGAUGAUCAUCUCUGCUGGCGCGAGCCCCACCUGUGAGCAGGCAGAGCGCCUAGAGAGCGUUUGUGCCGUUCUUUCCAAGGCUGGUCUGAGUUGUUUUGUGCAGCCACGCCUGCUAUUCACGAAGCAGGGGCUGGAGAGUCAUUUGGUGCUGUUAGAGACGGCUUGCACGCCGUUGCGGAAGAUCUCGGAUUGA
This is a messenger RNA of Prorocentrum cordatum, 4134 nucleotides long. The record is from the annotation of a GenBank genome assembly. NCBI's taxonomy places the organism in Eukaryota, Dinophyceae, Prorocentrales, Prorocentraceae.